Molecule: messenger RNA, 1047 nt
Organism: Peniophora sp. CBMAI 1063
Lineage: Eukaryota; Fungi; Basidiomycota; Agaricomycetes; Russulales; Peniophoraceae
Source: the annotation of a GenBank genome assembly
AUGUCUCUGCUAGCAAACUAUGAGUCCUUCCUAAUCCAUAAUAUCGACACCCUCAGCUCCCUCGAGUCUACUCUCCGUUCAGUUUCCUGGUUGCUUCCCGGCCGUUUCAAGGAUGCCGAGCUCGCGUCUGAAUCUCUCGCCGCUUCGCUCAACCUGCUGAGCCUGUACCAUGACACGAUUAUUGCCAAGCUUGUGGAACGUGACCCCAAGUACAAGCCGCUCAUCCCGCCUUCGCUCCAUGCACGCUACACACGCGCCUGGGCAGAUUCUAGCGCCCGAUACAAGUGGGCAGCUCGGGCGCUUGAGGUUGUGCGCUUCACCCAGCUCUUGAUUGAGAUGGGUCUGCGCCGCAAAGCUUCGACUCAGACGCGGUGGAGGGGCAUCGUCAUGCUCGAGGCUGUCAAAGCUAUAUUGCGUUUCGUACUCCUCCGCAUCACAAAGCGGCCACUUGUGUCCCCUCCUAUUCCUGAGCGCGAGAUCGACCCGACUGCACUUCCGUCCUCAUCCACGACCUCCUCUCCGACACUCGCUCCUUCAUCGCCCUCGCAGUCCCCUCCAGGUACACCCGACCACCUACGGAACAACCAUGUGCCGCUCCUCCCGCACCCUCUUCUCACUUCGCCACCACCAACGAAGCAUACGACGCCUGUUGAGGAUUUCCUCCUCUCCAAGGCACUCACCACGUCAUCUGACUGGAUCGCAGAAAGCUUGUACAUCUUGCGACCGCUCGUUUAUGUCGUCAUGCUUUCGAAGGAUAGGAAGAGCAGCCGUCCGCUCCUCGCUUCCCUCGCCCUCGAACUCGUCUCCCGCAACCUGCGUCGUAUACCCACCAACUCCUCAGCACUUGAGCGCUCCGAGUACGCAUCUCGUGACCGCGAUAUGCUUUGGUACCUCCUCCGCGACUCGAUCUGGCAGACAUGGACUAGGCCAAAGCUCGAGACCUUUGCGGAUAAGACGGCCAGUGUGCCGCUUAUCAACCUUGUCAGCGCAUUCCUCAAGGACUGGAUGCCGCUCAUUGACGAGUAUCACUACUAUACCUCCCCGUAG